UUCUCCCGAAAGGCACGUGAUGUCGGAAGGAUUUCCAUCUCUCAGUAGUGGUUUCAAGUUAAGUUUUAGUUGAGUAAAUGUCACAUGCUUUUCCGUUUGGCGAUAAACGUGAGGUAGAAUUACCAGAAUUUCCACAAGCAAAGAUGCUUAAACCGAAAGUUCUCACUGAAAUACUUGGGCAGGCCAUUAGUGGAGGAGUGAUGAGUUCGUUGCUUAUCAACCAAGAGGGGUCAUUGUUAUCAUAUGCUGGAUCAGGAGACAGAGACGCCAAAGUCACAGCAGCUAUUGCUUCUAGUAUAUGGGCAGCUUACGAAAAGAAUGGCAAAAUGGCUUUCCACAAUGAUGAACUUAAAGUGAUCUUCAUGGACUGUGAGGAUGGAAAAGUUGCCAUCACGAGAGUUGCAAACCUAAUCCUAUGUCUAUAUGCACAACAAUCUGUAGGACUUGGAAUGCUCAAGGCCAAGGCAGAGGCUCUAGCAUCAUACCUUGAACAACCACUGAAACAAGUUGCAACAUCAUGACAUGUUGUGAGAGUUAAUUAAUUUAAUAUUAAUAGUAUUACACAAUUUAUAAUUAUGGUUGCUAAAUAGUAAAUAUUUCCAACAACUUACAAGUGAUCUAUUGGAAAGGAUGACUGUAGUCUGUAACAGACAAUCUCAUGUUUUCAGCAAAAUAUAUAGCAAACCAGAGUUUCCUAUUAAUACUCUCAACUGAUGACUUGGCACAACACAGCUUUAAAAUGUGCAUAUUAAUUUUUCCAGAAAAUAUCCAUACUCCCCCAUGGAAGGGAUUGGAAUUUUUUGGAGUAGGCAGGGUUUUGUAAGACCAAAAAAUUUGAAGAAAUGUGUGAAGCUUAAUUGAAAUUCCCCGUGGGGUUGGGUCGAGGGUGGGGGUCUGAGAAAAAAAUUCCCUUCUGUGGGGGAGGUAUGGAUAUUUUCUGGAACUACAGUGUUCCUUACUACGAUAAUUUACUUUACUUAUCAAUCAGCUUAACGCUUAGAUGAAAAAAAGAGUUAACGUUUGCAGAGUUUUCUUUGGCCAAUAAAUAUAAUACUGUACAAGUUUGAAGGAAUGUAAGAACAUGAAUUGUCUUGAUGAGCUACUAGUUUUUAUGAAGUGCAGAAACUAUCAAAAAAAAAAAACUUAAAUAAAGUUGCAAAUAACCUAUCUGAGGAAAUUAUUGGUAAAAGUGUGUUAGAUUUAAUACUGAUGUUUAAGAAUUAUGCCAAGAAAUGUCAGGGACAAAAAAUAUUCUGUCAUCCAUGUUUAUAUUGUUGUUUCACUUUUUGGACUUGACAUCUCAUCCUUCUUUAACUGAUUUAAAGCAUACAAGAGGAAUAUACAAGAUCUGUAAAAUAUAGGUCAGUUCUUUAACAUGCAGGCUUUUUUAAUAAAACAUUUUCACACUGUG
Molecule: messenger RNA, 1411 nt
Organism: Orbicella faveolata
Lineage: Eukaryota; Metazoa; Cnidaria; Anthozoa; Scleractinia; Merulinidae
Product: ragulator complex protein LAMTOR2-like
Biological process (GO): positive regulation of TOR signaling
Molecular function (GO): guanyl-nucleotide exchange factor activity; molecular adaptor activity
Source: RefSeq, a predicted model, not a curated record